GACGCUCGGUCCUCUGCAGCUCUGACUCACUCACGUCUCCUCUUCCCGUCCGACCGGAGCCGAUCUACGCCGCCCGGGGAACAUGUCCUCCAAUCUGCCCUCUGGCACCGCCGCCGGGGCCAAGGGCAAGCCCCUGUCCCCCUUCAGGAAGCGGGGAAGCCUGCAGUACACGGCCAGCGCAGUCGAGGUCCGCGGCGCUCGCCACCUCCUCACCUCCCAGCAUUCCCUGCCCGGGAUCCCAGUGGCCUUGAAGCAGUCCAUCGACCUGCGGACCUCCAUGGACGGGAAAUACAAGGAAAUCGCCGAGGAGCUGUUCUCUCGCAGCCUGGCGGACAGCGAGAUGCGCAGCGCCCCCUAUGAGUUCCCGGAGGACAGCCCCAUCGAGCAGCUGGAGGAGAGGCGCCAGCGCCUGGAGCGACAGAUCAGCCAGGACGUCAAGUUCGAGCCCGACAUCCUGCUGCGGGCCAAACAGGAGUUCAUGAAAACCGACAGCGCCACCGAUCUGGAAUACAUGAAGGAGCAGAGCCAAGCGCCUGACCUGCAGGAGAGAGAGCUGCUUCCGGAGAAGGAGUACCAGCGCGUCACCAUUUCAGGAGAGGAGAAAUGCGGGGUCCCAUUCACCGAUCUGCUGGAUGCUGCCAAGUGUGUGGUGAAAGCUCUGUUCAUCAGACAGAAGUACAUGGGCCUGUCGCUGCAGGGCUUCUGCCGGACCACCGCCAGGUACCUGCAGGAGCUGAGCGAGAGGCCGCUGGACCUGGAGGUCUACGAGGAGGAGAUCCCGGAGACCACCGGCACGGCAGACGCCACGGUGCACCCGCCCGCCUCCGAAACGCACCCCUACGAGAACCAGGAUCCCGCCGCCAUGCCCGCCGACACGGGCUACGGCUGCAAGAUGGUGGACGGCGUCAUGCACGUGUACACGUCGAGGAGCACGAUGGAAAAGAGCACGGAGCUGGACCUGCCGUACCCGGACCUGCAGGAGUACAUCGCCGACAUGAACGUCAUGAUGGCGCUCAUCAUCAACGGACCCGUGAAGUCGUUCUGCUACCGGCGGCUGCAGUACCUCAGCUCCAAGUUCCAGAUGCACAUCCUGCUGAACGAGAUGAAGGAGCUGGCGGCGCAGAAGAAAGUCCCGCACAGAGACUUUUAUAAUAUCCGUAAGGUGGACACACACAUCCACGCCUCAUCCUGCAUGAACCAGAAGCACCUCCUCCGCUUCAUCAAAAGAGCCAUGAAGAAAUAUCCCAAGGAGAUCGUGCACGUGGAGCGAGGGAAGGGCCAGACGCUCAUGGAGGUGUUCGAGAGCAUGAACCUGACGGCCUUCGACCUGAGCGUCGACACGCUGGACAUGCACGCAGAUCGCAACACUUUCCAUCGAUUUGACAAGUUCAAUGCCAAAUACAAUCCCAUCGGCGAGUCCAUCCUGCGGGAGAUCUUCAUCAAGACGGACAACUACGUGGAGGGGAAAUACUUCGGCCACAUUGUGAAGGAGGUGAUGUCCGACCUGGAGGAGAGCAAAUAUCAGAACGUGGAGCUGCGGCUGUCCAUCUACGGCCGCUCCAGGAACGAGUGGGACAAGCUGGCCAAGUGGGCCGUCAAGCACCAGGUGUACUCCGACAACGUGCGCUGGCUCGUCCAGGUGCCGCGACUCUUUGAUGUUUACCACACAAAAAAACAGCUGAGCAACUUCCAGGAGAUGCUGGAGAACAUCUUCAUGCCUCUGUUCGAGGUGACCGUGGCCCCGCGGAGCCACCCGGAGCUGCACCUCUUCCUCCAGCACGUGGUGGGCUUCGACAGCGUGGACGACGAAUCCAAGCCGGAGCAGCACAUCUUCAACCUGGACAGCCCGCUGCCCAGCAGCUGGACGGAGGAGGACAACCCGCCCUACUCCUACUACCUCUACUACAUGUAUGCAAACAUGACGGUGCUCAAUCACCUGCGCAGGCAGCGGGGCUUUCACACGCUCGUCCUCCGUCCUCACUGCGGCGAGGCCGGGCCCAUCCAUCACCUGGUGUCUGGUUUCAUGCUGUCAGAGAACAUAUCCCACGGGCUGCUGCUCAGGAAGGCUCCUGUGCUGCAGUAUCUGUACUAUCUGGCCCAGAUAGGCAUCGCUAUGUCCCCCCUCAGCAAUAACAGCCUGUUCCUCAGCUACCACCGCAACCCGCUGCCAGAGUACCUGUCCAGAGGCCUCAUGGUCUCCCUGUCCACAGACGACCCUCUGCAGUUCCACUUCACCAAGGAGCCGUUAAUGGAGGAGUACAGCAUUGCCGCUCAGGUGUGGAAGCUGAGCUCCUGCGACAUGUGCGAGCUCGCCAGGAACAGCGUGCUGAUGAGCGGAUUCUCCCACAAGGUGAAGAGCUACUGGCUCGGGCCGCACUACAUCAAGGAGGGGCAGGAGAGCAACGACAUCCGGCGCACCAACGUCCCGGACAUCCGCGUGGCGUACCGCUACGAGACCAUGUGCGAGGAGCUCAACCUGAUCACGCAGGCCAUCCGCACGGACGAGCUGGAGACCAUCGAGGAGGAGGGCAGCCUGUGCAUGGCCGCCGUGCAGGCGGGGAAGUGAGCGGCGCCGGGUCGCCACGUCGGGAUGCUCGUCGUCUGGCGAGGGAAACUCUGGGUUCCGGGAUGAUCAUGAGAAAAGCAUGACUGCAGCAAUAUGAGAGUCUGUCUGCCCCCCCUAAAAAAAAGCGUAUCCCCUUUAGUGUCUUCUGUGUCUUCGUAACGUCGCCGUCGUCUUUAAUCAGAAAAUUCUAUUUUCAUGAAUUUUGAUUUUUGUCGGGGUUUGUCAGAGUUUGUAAUUCCAGCAUUGAUGCUUAACUAGUGAAAAUUCAAACCUAGUAAAACCUACGAAAGACCGAGGAUCAGCAGCAGUGGUGAGACGCAUUUCUGAGAUUUGACCGCCCAGACUUCAUCUACAUGACAACUGAGAGACUGGCAAAGGAAUGAGGGAGAGGAAAACCUGACAGAAUGAGAAGAAAGAGGGAAUAAAGUGUUCCAGCUAACAUCCAUCCAUUCAGACACACACGACCACACACACAUCAUUCACACCGAGGGAAGAACAUGCAAACUCCACACAACAAGGGCCUGCCGGGAUAUGAAACCAUGACAAUUAUAUACAUUUGGUGACUCCACCGUGCCACUUCAUACCAACCAUGACGUCUGAAGUUAGGUGACAUGAAACUGAAUUAAUGCAAACGAUUUCAGUCUUUAAAUUCAUGAUCUUUAAAUUCAUGAUCAUUUCUCAUUAAGUUUAUUGUAAAAGAUACAUCCAGCAUGAGUUUGAAUAAACAAGUUGAUGUUUUCCAUAAGUUAAAAGUGUUAAUUUUUCAUCUAAGUUCACACUUGAACCUGGUACAAAAUCAAAAGUCCUGACUGAAGUGAUUUCAUCAUCUUUCAGAUGUGAUGAAGGAAAAUAAAUCUGGUUUUGCAUUAAAUUCUUCUGGAAAUGUUUUCAGAGACAUGUUGUGUCUCUGCUGAUCAAUGCUCUCAUCAGGAGCUGCUGACGUUCACGCUUCAUUAAUGUCCCCAAAAUAUUAAAUAUUCAAUCUGAUCGACGGAAAACAACUUUGCAUAGUCAUUUAUUGCUCAAUGCAACGCAGAUGAAGGUCCUUGAUGCUUGUCCUUAAAUGUAAACGGUUAUAAAGAUGAUUUAUCGUAUCGGAGGUUUAUCAUUUAACAGCCUGAAGUUAGAGCGUCUUGAGCGUCUUCACUGUCCCUGUAAGAGGUGAAAGUGGCACAAUAAUGACCUCUGUGUAUCUAAACCUCUGAUUAAACAACAUGACUCAUGAUUAAUAAUUAGCUUUUACA
Messenger RNA from Salarias fasciatus (jewelled blenny), 3810 nucleotides. It is a transcript of the gene ampd2b, whose product is annotated as adenosine monophosphate deaminase 2b. The record is from RefSeq and is a predicted model, not a curated record. The transcript has 18 exons. Gene Ontology annotation, biological process: IMP salvage; AMP metabolic process. Gene Ontology annotation, molecular function: AMP deaminase activity. Gene Ontology annotation, cellular component: cytosol. Lineage: Eukaryota; Metazoa; Chordata; Actinopteri; Blenniiformes; Blenniidae. The coding region runs from base 83 to 2566 and encodes 827 amino acids.